GCCGCCACAAGUAGACAACAGACAAACACUGCUAUUUUGCAUUCAUUUAUUAUUUUUGUUUUUACAAUUGCUUAAACAAAACAAAACAAUAACAAAAAGCCAAACAAACAAAUAAAAAACAAAACACCCGCAAUAAUAAAGUCAUAAAAAAGACGUUAGAAUAAAACAAAAAUCAUAUAAAAAUUAUUAAAACCAAAAGAUCUACCUCAUUUUUAGUAAAAUUAUUAAUUAAAACAGUACAAAAGAAAAAUCAGUGAAAUCUACAAAAGAAACGUCAAAGUAAAAAUUUACCAUCAAAACGACACAACAAGAAAAGAAAAGCCAAUGAAAAAUUUGGAAAAAUUUGCGCGGAAAUUGUUAUGGAAAUUAUUUGCCAAUAUCUAAAUAAAAUGUAACGUAUUUAAAUUAAGUGUAUGAGUGAGUGAGUGAUGAUAAAAAGAGAGAGUAACUGAACGAUAUAUGAUUUAUUUCUGUGAUGUAUUAAUUAAAACGUCAUAUUGUUAAUGUUGUUGGGGUAGGAGUUCAUUGUUUAUAUCAGUAGUUUAUAUGUGUGUGUGUGUAUGUUGGGCCUUUAAGUAUAUGAAUGAUUUUCGAGUGGGUACCCAAACAGCAAGAACAACAAAAAUUGUUAAACCAACUUCAACUCAAAUAAAAACUCAAGAUUACCAGCAGCAACAGCAAAAUCUAAACCAUCACCACCAUCCCAAAUACAAGAUGCCCAUUAAUAAAGUUGUAAUUUUACGUCACGGUGAGAGCGAAUUUAACAAAUUGAAUUUAUUUUGCGGUUGGCAUGAUGCACCACUAACGGAAAAAGGUCUUGAAGAUGCUUUAAAAAUCGCCGUAACCGGUCUACGUCUUCAUAAUAUGCAAUUUGAUUUCAUUUACACUUCCCUGCUGCAAAGGGCCCAUCAGACUGUCAAUGUGAUUAAAAAGGAAAUGAAUUAUGAGAAUGUUCCCGUCAUUUAUGAUUGGCGUUUGAAUGAACGUCAUUAUGGUAAUUUAACUGGAUUUAAUAAACGUCAAGUGGCCAAUAAAUAUGGUGAAGAAAAGGUACAAAUCUGGCGUCGCUCAUUUGAUGUCUUACCCCCACCGAUAACACCCGACAAUCCCUAUUACGAUAAAAUACGCAACAAUCCUAAAUUUAAAGAUAUACCAAAAGACCAAUUUCCCGAUAAUGAAUCACUAAAAACGCUAAUGGUACGCACAGUACCACUGUGGGAAAAUGAAAUAAUGCCAAAAGUAUUAAAGGGACAAAAAGUGCUGAUAGUGGCUCAUGGAACGGUAGUAAGAGCUCUAAUGAAAUAUAUAGAAGAUAUAAGCGAUGAGGAUAUAAUGAAAUUAAAUAUUCCCAAUAGUGUACCCUGUGUCUAUCAAUACGACAUGGAAUUGGGCAUGCGUGUGGAUAAUGUCCAGUAUUUGGCUGAUGACGAUUAUGUAAAAACGGAAAGCGCCAAAGUAGCUUCUAUAGGCAAUUAAAUGAAACACACAAAUAGAAGUAAUCUAAUAUCUACAAUAAUACCAACGGACUGAUAUUUUACAAAAAAAAACAAUUGUUUCAUAGUUUAGAUUUGUAUUUGAGAAAAUUAUGAGGAAUUUAUGAAAUUCUGUUUGGGGGUUUUGUAAUACAAAUUUUAAAUGCGCAUAAAAUGUAAUUAUCAUUAGAGUGUUUAAUCUUUUUUUUUGUAAAUUUAUUAUAAAUAAAAUUAAUUUAUUGU
This is a messenger RNA of Lucilia sericata (common green bottle fly), 1715 nucleotides long. RefSeq names its product 2,3-bisphosphoglycerate-dependent phosphoglycerate mutase-like. Gene Ontology annotation, molecular function: intramolecular phosphotransferase activity. Lineage: Eukaryota; Metazoa; Arthropoda; Insecta; Diptera; Calliphoridae. Bases 547 to 1476 code for a protein of 309 amino acids. The record is from RefSeq and is a predicted model, not a curated record. Gene Ontology annotation, biological process: glycolytic process. The transcript is spliced from 5 exons.